Molecule: messenger RNA, 1784 nt
Organism: Trichophyton rubrum CBS 118892
Lineage: Eukaryota; Fungi; Ascomycota; Eurotiomycetes; Onygenales; Arthrodermataceae
Product: UPF0061 protein FMP40
Exons: 2
Coding region: 163-1587 (474 amino acids)
Source: RefSeq, a predicted model, not a curated record
CUAUUUCAUUAUUAUUAUUAUUAUCAUUCCAGCUUCACCCAUGGGCACUGACAUGUGAAAAGCGUGCUAUUUCUCUCUUCGAAUCAAUAAACCCGACAACAAACAGACGCUAUGAAAUUCAGCUCAAGGGAGCGGGUCUAACCCCAUACUCUCGUUUCGCCGAUGGCAAGGCAGUCCUCCGCUCCAGUAUUCGGGAGUUUAUUGUCUCCGAAGGUUGGUAGCUGUCAAUGCAUCUGCAGACUUGACGGUAAAGCUCACCAUUCUCUAGCACUAAACGCACUGGGUAUCCCAACUACCCGCGCUCUGUCUCUAACUCUCUUGCCAAACUGUAGUGUCAGGAGAGAAAGGCUAGAGCCCGGUGCCAUAGUCACUCGUUUUGCAGAGUCGUGGAUUAGAAUUGGCACAUUUGACUUGUUACGUGCUAGAAGUGACUUGAAGCUCACCCGCCAGCUUGCCACUUACGUUGCCGAAGAUGUAUUCCAUGGUUGGGAGUCACUCCCGGCUGCCCUGCCCACUACUCAGGACAAAGAAAAACCUGUUGAUGGAAAAUUGAUAGACAACCCUCCUCGGGGAGUGCCCAAAGACGAGAUCCAAGGUGAGAAGGGAGCAGAAGAGAACAGGUUUGCUAGGCUAUAUAGAGAAAUUGUUCGGCGCAACGCAAAGACGGUAGCUGCCUGGCAGGCAUAUGGCUUCAUGAAUGGCGUGCUCAAUACCGACAACACCUCCAUUUUCGGCCUGUCGCUUGACUUUGGCCCAUUUGCCUCCAUGGACAACUUUGAUCCAAGCUACACGCCCAACCAUGACGACGAGAUGCUGCGGUACUCAUACAAGAAUCAACCAUCAGUGAUCUGGUGGAAUCUGGUGCGUCUAGGAGAAUCAUUCGCCCAACUAAUAGGAAUUGGCGACAAGAUUGACGACGAAGCCUUCCUAUCCAAUGGACUGAGCGAAGAACAAACGUCAGAUGUCAUUGCUCGAGCUGAGAAACUCAUCGACCAAGCUGGAGAUGAGUUUAAAACGGUUUUCCUAAAUGAAUACAAGCGCCUCAUGUCUACACGUUUGGGGCUUAAAACGCAAAAGGAAUCUGAUUUUAAUGAACUGUUUUCGAACCUUCUCGACACUCUCGAGAAACUAGAGUUGGACUUUAAUCACUUCUUUAGAAGGUUAUCAGGACUCACCGUGGCGGAGAUAGAUAGCGACGAGAAGAGGAAAAAGGCGGCCAGCUUGUUCUUCCACGACGAAGGCGUUGGCGGCGUCGGAAAUACUGAGGAGUCCGCACGGGAGAGCGUUGCUAAGUGGCUUUCAUCAUGGAGAGAGCGAAUAGUAGAGGACUGGACCGGUCGUGAAGAUGAGGAGCGGAUACGCUCCAUGAAGGGAGUGAAUCCAAAGUUUAUUCCUCGAUCGUGGAUCCUCGAUGAAGUGAUCCAGCGUGUUGAGAAGCAGGGCGACAGGGAGAUUCUGGGUCGAACCAUGAACAUGGCCCUCCACCCAUUCCAAGAAGAAUGGGGCAUCAACAGGGAAGAGGAGGAGAGAUUCUGCGGCGAUGUACCCCGAUUCAAGAGGAUGGCAAUGUGCAGCUGCAGCUCAUGAGUUCCUUGCUCUCCCCAGUUUGUUUUAUCUUGUUCGGGUCUGGACCAGUUAAGACCCUCGGGUAGAUAUGAUGAUAUAUCCCCUUCCUUGACUGUGGCGAACAAAUUCAAUUCUAUUUACUUCAUGACGUUUACCUAGAUUCAAUGCGAGCGUCAAUUCAAAAAUUGACUUCAUCACUCUACUUAAACUCCAGCAUG